Messenger RNA from Manis pentadactyla (Chinese pangolin), 2271 nucleotides. RefSeq names its product FERM and PDZ domain containing 2 (gene FRMPD2). Gene Ontology annotation, biological process: regulation of DNA-templated transcription. The record is from RefSeq and is a predicted model, not a curated record. Gene Ontology annotation, molecular function: protein binding. NCBI's taxonomy places the organism in Eukaryota, Metazoa, Chordata, Mammalia, Pholidota, Manidae.
AUGCGAGUGCCAACCCAUAUGCCCUUCUGGACAUUGCAGGGGUUCUGCUACACAUGUCUCUGUGUGAGCCCGGCCACCGUGACUCUGGCCAGUGCCCUGCAGGUCAGGGGUGAAGCUCUGACAGAGGAGGAAAUCUGGUCCCUCUUGUUCCUGGCUGUGGAGCAGCUCCUAGAAGACAUUUGUGAUGAUUCCUUGGACUAUGUCGUCUGUCCCUGUGCAGCCCUGCUUUCUGCAGCUGGAAGUCUUUCUUUCCAGGACCAGGUUUCUCACAUAGAGGCUGCUCCUUUCAAGGCCCCUGAACUGCUAUAAGGACAAAGCGACGAUGAGCAAGCCUGGUGUUUCUCAGGUGAGAUGCACUUCUGUUCAUUAAGAAUGACCCUCUACUGGUCAGAAGGAUUUCAUGUUCCACCAGAUCAGCCUCCGCCACUUCAUGAGUGUCUGCACUCCCUUCUGCUGACCAUGUGUGAAGACCAGCCUCGCAGGUGACUGCCAUUGCGGUUGGUUCUGGAAAUGUGUUGGGCUCACUGGGAAGAAGGGGCUGUAUACGGGGCCUCUGCCAGUCUCCAUGUCAGGCGGCUGGUUGGCUUGGUUCUGGGCACCAUCUCAGUUUCAGAGAGAAGCACAGAGCCCCAGAACCCCCUGGAGCCAAACCUGAGUGCCCCAGCACACAGUUGUUGCAGCCUCCCUGUUAACAGCACUCUUCCAGCAGAGACGCCCCAGGAUCUCCAGGACGGCCGGCGGCUCAGUUCCAGUUCCGCUUUCUCUGUGGCAGUGGAAAACUCAUGGCUCACAACUCCUUCUCAAAGGGGUUUCCUGCAAAGAAAGGGAAAGUUCUCCAGGCCGGAAUAUCUGCUGGCUGGAGAGGCCCCAGUAACUUUGCAUCUGCCUGGAUCAAUUGUGACCAAGAAAGGAAAAUCCUAUUUAGCUCUCAGGGACCUCUGUGUGAGGCUUCUGAAUGGGCGGUGUCUGGAGGUGAAAUGUGACAUUGCCUCAACAGUGGGGACUGUCUUCCAUGCUGUUCUGGCCUUCAUCAACCUUGGGGAGCUUGCCUACUUUGGCUUGGCUUACAUGAAAGAACAUGUGGUCACUCAGCAGUUCCCAGAAUAUGGUGUGCUGGCUCACCGAGUUCUCCUGCAGAAGACAAGGCCAGAAGGGGAGAUGGCCUUAGGGAUCUGUGAAGGUCUCAUAGUAUAUGAAGUGAAAAACAAUAGCAGAAUUGCAACUUUAUGGUUUCAGUGGAGAGAAAUUGGGAAGAUCUCGAGUUGUCGAAAGAAGUUCACCAUCACAAGCAGCACCACUGGGAAAAAGCAUGCAUUUGUCACUGAUUUGGCCAACACCUGUGAAUAUUUAGUGCGCCUCUGCUCUGCCCAGCAUGAGUUUAAUGCUCGGGUAGGGGGAGGGAGAGCAUCUCAUAUCUUCCUUCUCAUGUACCAUGCUAAGUGCGUGCCAAUGGCCAAUAUGAGUCUGGUCCAGUCCAAGCCCCUCUCUUGGAUUCAGAGAUUGUCAUACUCAGAAAAUGCACUGUUCACACCCAGACUGGAGGAUACCACAGGAGGCCUGCUGCACUUGUCACUGGAUAACUUCAAUGUGGAAACCAGCAAAGAGACUGGGACAGAAGGAACCUGAGGCAGCCCCUGCACUGACCAGGAGCAGCUGGAGAGCAUCUGUUUGAUCCAGAAGCCAGUGACAUGUGACUCUCUCUCUGGACUGCCUGUUCAGAGUGUGCACAUGGGGACCCAAAGUAACAGAAAAAAGAGCUUUAUAGCUGAACCGGAAGGAGAAAUUGUGCAUGUGACACUGACUCGGGAUCCACAUCAUGGUUUUGGUUUUGUCAUUAAUGAGAGAGAAGAUGUAGGCAAAGCUGAUCCUGGCAUCUUUAUGUCUUCUAUUAUAUCUGGAGGGCCAGCUGAAAAAGCUAAGAAGAUCAAACCAGGAGGGCAGCUACUAGCCUUGAAUCACAUCGGUCUGGAGGGGUUCACAUUCGACAUGGCUGUUAGAAUGAUUCAGAAUUCUCCUGAUAACAUAGAAUUAUUUCUCAGUCAAAAAGGACCAGUAACAUUCAAGGACGUUACUGUGGAAUUCACCCGGGAGGAGUGGAAGUUGCUGGACAAUGCUCAGAGGACCCUGUACAGGGAGGUGAUGCAGGAGAACUAUGGUCACCUAAUCUCAGUGGGUGAGAACAACUUCUCCAUAUGUAACUCCCAGUACCUUGCAUUUCCUUCCCAGCUGCUGGAACAUGAUUAUCCUCCCCCAAAUCUGCACCUUAUUUAG